GACGAAGGGGCAAAAUCCAAGCUGUGGGAAAAGUCGCAGCCCGUCGAGCGCUUCGACGUGUUCUUCUCGCACACCUGGAGGACCCCUGGCCGCUGGAAGGUGCUUUCCCUGCUCUUCCAGUAUGGCUGGCCAUUCACGCUGACCUGCUGGGCUUGCGUGGCCUCGUUGGUCUUCUUCUUGGGAGCCUUGGGCUGGCUGCCGACGCCCCUGACCUUCCACGCAGAUGUCCUGGGCUUUAAGAAGGCCUGUCCUUUCGCACCGUGGGUCUACCUCUCCGGAGUUCUCACGGCGCUGAUCGGUCUCUUCCUAUCCCCGUACUGGCUUUUCGUCUGCCAUUCACCGAAAUGCUUCCUGGAUGUGGUCAGUAUCAAUCAGGCGGACCCGGAUCUCAUGGAACGGGGCAUCUACGGCUUAGGCGGCUUUUUGAGUAUCUCGAACGAGCUGCGCGUGUUGUGGUCACCGCCGUACCU
Molecule: messenger RNA, 470 nt
Organism: Symbiodinium pilosum
Lineage: Eukaryota; Dinophyceae; Suessiales; Symbiodiniaceae
Source: the annotation of a GenBank genome assembly